Quercus robur (English oak) is the source of this 1356-nucleotide messenger RNA. Its product is annotated as probable strigolactone esterase DAD2. The record is from RefSeq and is a predicted model, not a curated record. The coding region runs from base 201 to 1001 and encodes 266 amino acids. NCBI's taxonomy places the organism in Eukaryota, Viridiplantae, Streptophyta, Magnoliopsida, Fagales, Fagaceae. The transcript has 2 exons.
GAAGUAACAACACAAACAACAACAAUUGACACAGAGAGAUAAGAUAUAAAAUACCCAAACCCCACAAGUCCACAACACCUACCCACCUAUUUUGCCUUCUCACACAGUAACCCCCAUUGUACUGCCCAACAAAUCACACUCCUCAUUUUCCUCUUUCUUUUCUCACCUCUCUCUCUCUCUCUCUCUUUCCCACAAUCCACAUGGGCACCAGUCUCUUAGAAAAUCUCAAUGUCCGUGUAGAAGGGUCCGGUCAGAAAACCUUGGUUCUGGCUCAUGGCUUCGGCACAGACCAGUCCGUGUGGCAGAGAAUUCUCCCUUACUUCACACCCUACUACCGAGUCAUUCUCUAUGACCUCGUCUGUGCCGGCAGUGUCAACCCUGACUUCUUCGAUUUUCGCCGCUACACCACUCUCGACGCCUAUGUCGAUGACUUGCUCUACAUCCUCGACGCCCACCGCGUCGAUCGCUGCGCCUACGUCGGCCACUCCGUCUCCGCCAUGAUCGGAAUCUUAGCCGCCAUUCGCCGCCCUGAACUCUUCUCCAAGCUCAUCCUCAUCGGCGCUUCUCCAAGAUUCCUAAACGACAAUGAUUACCACGGUGGGUUCGAGCAAGGAGAGAUUGAGAAAGUUUUCGAAGCAAUGCAGUCGAAUUACGAGGCAUGGGUGAACGGUUUCGCACCAUUGGCAGUGGGAGCUGAUGUUCCAACAGCAGUUCGAGAAUUCAGUCGAACCCUAUUCAACAUGAGGCCUGACAUAUCCUUGUUCGUUUCCCGCAUGAUUUUCAACAGCGAUCUGAGAGGGGUCCUAGGCCUAGUCAAAGUACCUUGUUGCAUAUUUCAGACAGCUCGAGAUGUGUCUGUUCCAGCCUCAGUUGCAACCUAUUUGAAGGACCAUUUGGGUGGUCGUAACACCGUGGAGAUGCUCGAGACUGAGGGUCAUUUGCCCCAUUUGAGUGCACCAUACCUUUUGGCUCAAAAGCUCCGUCGAGCUCUUUCCCGUUAGCCUAUAGCUAAGCUAGGCUGGCUUAGGCUAAGCUAAGCGGGUACAAAAAAAAUAGUGUGGGGUCGUGACAAUAUGUAAUAAGGGUCGAGAUCAUCACACAUGGCGAAUAAUUUGUGGACAUUAGUCCUUCGACUUUGGAUUAUAUAUAUAUGAUCUGAUUUUCACUUGUCAGAGGAUAAGAAUCUUCACGUGUUUUUCACGUGAUGACGUACUCUUUUUGUCUUCUUUCUUUUUCUUUUUUAAUAUUUAAGAUCUUAUUUUUUUUCUUUUCUUCUGGGUGUUCUCUUUUUUAUCUUUAUCUGGGCAGACCAGACCAGACCAGUGGCUGUGAAAAGAAAUGAAAUGAUUUUACUUU